AUUUUGAAAAGCUAAUUUAAAAAGCAAUUAAUUGUCAUCUAUUGCUGUCGUAUCGCCACUUCACAGUGCCACUUUAUACAGAGCACAGUACAGACUUCAAGCAUUACUUCUUUAAUAUAUUUUUUCUCUUCUGAACCAUGGAUUUGGCACAAGAAGUCGAGUACAAGGCUUUAGCUUCAUACAAACCUGUUGAAAAGUUGAUCCAGAAUGCCAAUUCAAACGUGCAAUUGUUUUAUAAAAAUGAUAUAGUGUUUCUAACUGGUGGUUCCGGAUUUUUAGGAAAACAGUACAUUGAGAAAAUGUUCAGGACAUGUGACAUCAAGAAGAUGUACGUCCUAAUCCGGCCGAAGAAAGGAAAGACCAUUCAGGACAGAAUAAAAUUCAUUUUGGACGAUCCUGUUUUUGAUAAAUUGAGAACGACGAAGCCUAACUUUGCAGAACAAAUUGUUCCUGUCGAAGGGGAUGUGGCCGAUAUUAGGCUCGGCCUAAGCGACAAAGAAUGGGAGACCGUCGCCAAAGAUACAAGCAUCGUGGUCCACAUGGCGGCUACGAUCCGCUUUGACUCCCCCAUCAAGGUCGCUGUGGUGACCAACGUUAGAGGAACAAGGGAAGUCAUUGCGUUGGCUAAGGACUGCAAAAACCUUAAGUCUUUUAUCCACGUUUCUACCGGCUUCACCCACGCUACUGCAAGCCGUAUAGGAACUGACCUCAGGGAGGAGUUCCAUCCUACUCCUGUAUCUCCAUCAGCCAUCAUUGGAAUGGUGGAGACCAUGGAAGAUAGCAGGCUGGACAGCAUUACUGCAGAGUUGAUUAAGGAUUGGCCGAAUACUUAUACAUUCACGAAAGCUAUUGCGGAGGAGCUGAUCAGAACCACUGCUGCUGAUCUACCUGUAGCCAUUGUGAAGCCACCUUUAGUUUUGACCUCGUACAUGGAACCAACUCCUGGAUGGGCAGACACCAGCAUCAUGUCCGGACCUUGUGGAGUAAUGAUAGGCGUUGGCCUAGGUUUUCUCAGAGUGUUUUACCUGAAGAGUGACCUAAGUCUGAACAUAGCUCCCGUGGAUAUCGUCAACAACGCGAUCAUAGCUGCAGGAUGGGAUUCCGUCCAGAACAGGUCUAAAGCCAGCGAUGGAAUACCAAUCUACACAGUCAGCUCUACCAAAUGCGAAAUACCUUGGAAUUAUCUAGCAAAUCUAACACGUUCAGAAGAGUUUAAGCAUCUGGCGUCUCCUAAAGCCGUCUGGUAUUGCUAUUUACUGGAGACUAAAAACACUUAUCUGUACCUAUUUCUCUUCUGGUUCCUCCAUUAUAUACCAGCUUAUGUUAUAGACGGUAUUUGUCACGUCAUGGGGAUUAAAAUUAAGGAGAUACCUUCAGCAACAAAAGUUUACGAGAAAAUCUACAAGAUGUCGAAGGUUUUCGGAUACUUCAUGACGAACGAAUGGCACUUCAAAGAUGACAACUUGGUUGCGAUGAUCAGUCGAAUGUCUGACGAUGACAGGAAAAUAUAUAACUGUGAUAUAACAACUGUUGAUUUCAAAGAAUUCACCAAGCGUAUGAUCGUUGGCCUUCGGAAGUUCAUUGUGAAGGAUGGCCUUGUGGAUUCGGAGAAGGCCUACGUCAAACAGAAGAGGCUGUGGUACGCCAAUCUCGUCUUUAUGGUCCUGUAUAUCUACGUAUGGUUUAUGAUCGCGUUUUAUAUGUUUAAAGCUGUGAAAUAUAUUGUUUAUUAAGUCGCU
Molecule: messenger RNA, 1739 nt
Organism: Spodoptera exigua (beet armyworm)
Lineage: Eukaryota; Metazoa; Arthropoda; Insecta; Lepidoptera; Noctuidae
Source: the annotation of a GenBank genome assembly